Molecule: messenger RNA, 4990 nt
Organism: Cyprinodon tularosa
Lineage: Eukaryota; Metazoa; Chordata; Actinopteri; Cyprinodontiformes; Cyprinodontidae
Product: pleckstrin homology domain-containing family A member 5-like
Exons: 29
Coding region: 1-3897 (1298 amino acids)
Cellular component (GO): cytosol
Molecular function (GO): phosphatidylinositol-4-phosphate binding; phosphatidylinositol-3,5-bisphosphate binding; phosphatidylinositol-3-phosphate binding
Source: RefSeq, a predicted model, not a curated record
AUGUACGCGCUGCCUGCACCAGCGGCGCCGCGCCGCUGUCAUACAUUAGUGCCAGACAUGGCGGCGGAGCUACAGCCCGAGUGCAUUUCUGCUCUCCCGUCUUCCUGGACUUAUGGGGUUUCUCGGGACGGACGCGUCUUCUUCAUUAACGAGGAAGCCCAGAGUACAACCUGGCUGCAUCCAGAGAGCGGCGAAGCGGUCAUAACUGGACACAGGAAAACUCCAGACCUACCCAAUGGAUGGGAAGAGGGGUUUACCUUUGAAGGAGCAAGAUGCUUUAUAAACCACAAUGAGCGGAAGGUGACCUGCAAACAUCCUGUCUCGGGCUUACCCUCACAAGACAACUGCAUCUUUGUCGUCAACGAACAAACCGCCCCCAAAGUGCCAGCGAAUGAAAAGAAAGAACGGCUAUCAAUCACCAUGAGUGAGGCCUCCAACAACACGCCCAUCCCGGAUUGUGCCGCAAACUCCAACAGUCCAGCAGGAAGACCUUCAAGACCUUCGAAGAAAAUUCAUAACUUUGGGAAACGAUCCAACUCCAUCAGGCGGAAUCCCAGUGCCCCCGUAAUCAAGAGAAACUGGCUUUACAAACAGGACAGCACGGGCAUGAAGCUGUGGAAAAAGAGGUGGUUUGUCCUUUCUGACCUGUGCCUGUUCUACUAUAGAGAUGAGAAGGAAGAGGGAAUUCUUGGCAGCAUCCUCCUGCCCAGCUUCCAGAUAUCCCUGCUGUCUGUGGAUGAUCACAUUAAUAGAAAGUUUGCUUUUAAGGCAACACAUCCCAACAUGCGGACGUACUACUUUUGCACUGACACCGGAAAAGAGAUGGAGUCGUGGAUGAAAGUGAUGACGGACGCCGCAAACGUGCAUUCAGAGCCAUCCAAAAGGUUGGAAAAGCUAAAAGUGGAAGAUAGCGGACCAAGAGAAAUCAGUCAAGUCGCAAACCACAAGCCAGCGCUCACACAGCCUGAAAUCCAAAACAACGAACGUAACCUUCAAGUGGACCGUGACCGAAGCAACGCAGUGACCCCCGGUGCUGAGGGAGAGCAAAGAAAACAGCGUGACGCCGAGCGCUACGGCUUCCAGAAGGACGGGGCAGAGCGUGAACGUCCCCUCACAAAGAUCAACAGUAUUAAGCUACAGCCCGCGCAGGCAGAGACCGUUAAAGCUAAUGUGACCUCGCCCCCGACUCCCAAUGAGGCGGAGAGGACGCUGCAUUGUCCCCAAGUGAAUGGAUCAGGAGAGCCGUGUAAAGCUAAUGGGACGGGGGUCCCUGUCCAGCAGAGUCCCAUCAGCGAGCCUGAACGCAACCUGAGCAGAACCAGCUCCAUGCAGCAGCUGGAGCAGUGGGUUCGAACGCAGAGAGGGCGAGGUCAGGAUGACGAUGCCAGGAGCAUCACCUCAUACCAGACUCUGCCUAGAAAUAUGCCAAGCCAUCGAGUCCCCUACAUGCCUCAUUAUGGAGAAAACUAUCGCAGUAUGCCCAGGAAUAGCAUGGCCCAGCGGGACAGCAUCUGCAGCAUGUCGCCGUCGCUUUACGACCAAGCCCUCGGCCCAGCAGGGGCCGAGAAGCGACGCUCCAUGCGAGACGACACCAUGUGGCAGCUGUACGAGUGGCAGCAGAGACAGGCCUACACCAGGCAGUCGGGGAUCUACAGCAACAUGGCGAGCCCCAAAACCAUGAUAAACCUUUCAGAGCAUACAGGCCUGAGCCCCUCCAUCCCUCCUUCGCCUUCUCACGGCUCCCUGUCCAUGUACGGCGCCUACUCUCCAAUGAGAUCUUACAACAUGGCCAAUGCUCGUCCCGAGGUCGCUUCGCCGAUCUACAGAAGAGACUUGAGCAUCGACAGACGGCAGAGACCACAAAUCAACAAGUACGCCUACCCACCUGAUCGGAGAUCCUUGCCUGCAGGGAUCCCAGUCCAGACUAUCUCUACCCAGUCUCUUCAAAGCAAAACUCCUGAGGAACUGACUUUGCUGCUGAUAAAGCUGCGGCGGCAGCAAGCAGAGCUAAACAGUAUCCGGGACCACACUGUAGCACAGCUUAUGCAACUAAACAUGGAUCACAACCACCCAAAGAACGACAUUCUCUCCCAUCACCUCCAAAGGAACCUCAUGUAUUUGGACAAUCAGAUGAAGGAAAUUGACCCUUUAAUCGUCAUGACUCACACAUUGAUUGAGAACUCUGCCCCAAGGCCUCAAGUUUACCAGCAAAUGAACCCAGAAGACUACAGGGAACCAGUCUACGCGUAUGUGCCGGAGGUGGAAGAUAUUGAUGGUAUAAUCAGCAGACUUUAUGAGCAGGAGAAACUGGUGAAGAUGCAGGAGGAGAAGCUUCAGCAGCUGUUGAGAGAGAAGCACACAUUGGAGACGGCGCUUCUGUCAGCCAGCCAGGAGAUUGAGCUGGGCUCUGAAAACCCGGCUGCCUUGCAGGGCGUCAUUCAGCAGAGAGACUUGCUGCAGAGCGGCCUCCUCAGCACCUGUAGAGAGCUAUCCAGAAUCACUACUGAGUUGGAGCGCUCCAGUAGGGAAUAUGAAAGGAUAGAGGCAGAGCUCAUUAUAGCCAAGAACAACUUGCUGCAGCAGCUUGAAGCUCUGGGAAGCCCACAGACGGAGCCUCCCAGUCAGCUCCAUGUCCGCAUCCAGAAGGAGCUCUGGAGGAUUCAGGAUGUGAUGGAGGCCGUCAACAAACAGAAAGCUCAGAGAAACGCUGCAGAGGGGCCAGGUUUCUAUGGAUCCAAUUCCAACUUCAGUAAGCACAAAAAUGAGGAGGAGGACUCGGCACCCCCGCGGCCGCCUCUUCCCCAUUCCUAUGAGCCGAACUCCCCCGUUGUGCCCCCUCUGCCCGCCUCUCACUCUGGCGCACGGCCAUCUUCGCUCCAAAGGCCAGAGGACAGGAAGGCCAAUCAAAGGAAUAGCUCACAGAGCGGUCCUGACUACAGGCUGUAUAAGAGUGAACCGGAGCUGACCACGGUGGCCGAGGUGGAUGAGAACAACGGAGAGGACCGAUCAGAGCAUCCGUCUGACAGAGAACAUGCUGGAAACAAAGGCAUGUCCUACCCCGUUGGCAUCGUCCCACCCAGAACCAGGUCCCCAGUGCCUGAGUCUUCCUCCAUAGCGUCCUACGUCACUUUGAGGAAAAGCAAGAAGCCCGACCCCAGGACGGAACGUCCACACAGUGCCGUGGAGCAGCAGCUGUGUGCUGUGGAUGGCAGCCGGCCCCGCAUGAGCGUGGAGGAGCAGAUGGAGAGGAUUCGCCGCCACCGGCAAGGCACCCUCAGGGAGAAGAAGAAAUCACUGAGCUUCCGGGGAGGCAGCCUGGAGAACACACCCGCCCGCAGUCACUCCUUCAAUCAUUUCCAUAGCAUGAAGGCCCAUAUUAGGCGAAGGGAUGAGGUGAUGAGCAGUGAUAUUCAGGAGCUGGAGGCCUCACUCAGACACCAGGACCUGGUGAGGGACCAGGAGACCCCUGCGGAGGAGAUAGCCCGUCUCAAAGAGUCCUCUCAGGAUGAUCAUUUCAACCUGGAUCGAGAGCUUUCUGUGCCUGAUAAAGUGCUUAUUCCUGAGCGUUACAUUGAAUCAGACCCUGAGGAACCUCUGAGUCCUGAACAGGAGGCUGACAAGCGACGGAAAGUGGACCGUAUUAAAGCCCUAAUAGCAAAAAACAGCAUGGCGAAUGUGCUACCCAGUUUAGCUUUAAGCCCAGAGGACGUAAAUGAAGAGGAGGUUACUGUUCAAGAAAAGGAGAAGAUGAUUAAUAUCUCCUACGAGCUGGCAGCAGAGGCCUCCAAACGCAGCAAGCUGGUAGCAGUGAAAAGCCUGUCGUCUUCUUCCUCACCCCCACAGUCUCCCAACACACCCCCUCAGCUCACUGAUGGCUCUCACUUCAUGUGUGUGUAGUGGCACCAGUAAGCACAGGCUCUGGCCUCAGUAAAGACCUACACAUGAAGGAAAUAACUAGGAAGGCAUAGAACACCUCCUGAGGAUCUUCUUCCUGGAGAUCGGCACAAGGCCUUGACCCUCAGAAAGUGGAACUGCCUCCUCAUCCCGUCAGGCAGCCUUUAGCUACGGACUUCUGUUUACUCACUGUGACAUCUAAAGCUUCUAUGCCAACCUUUGGUGACAUUUCUACUUUCAUUGCCCCACUUUGAAAUGAAACUCGCCUUGUUUUUACCAUUGACCGCUGCAGACCUCUGUUUGUUUUUUACUCUAACUGCAGUUUUAUUUAGUUGUUGCAAUACAGGCCGACGUACAUCUGUAUAUUUGGGAGGCUGCAGCCUGAACUCUGUUGAGUCGUUUAGCUUGUAGCAGAAUGUUUGUAGGCCGUGUUUGCCACUUGCAUUUCAACAUAUUUUUUUAAGGUUUUAAGAUGCUUCUGCAUAUUUUUUUAGUUAAAUUUAAUCUAGUAUUUAAUUCAGAUUGCUUUUCAGACGCUGACAUUUAGCUAACUAGUUAUAUUUAUCAAUUUAUGGUGAAGAACGCUCGUCUAUACGGAUGAGUUAUAAACAGAUCUAUAAUCAACAGAUAUAAUAAUGGAGCAACUUUAAUCUAGACAGACUGAAAAUAUUUGUACAUUUUCCAUGUUUCCAGUCAGUGACACAUCGCUGCCAAUAAAUAUACAUAUUUGAAUGUUCAGACUUACGUCGCUCUUUGUUCCCUCUAUCUGAAAUAUAUAUAUUUAAAUUGAGAGAUGGACAAAAAUUUCAGAGUUUGGUAUUAUUUUAGGAUAUGUUGAUUAAAAGCCCUGGAUCUAAAAAAAAUGCAUGUUUAAAAAAAAAAAGCAAUAAAAAAAAGAAGCCUUUGUCAACUGAAGAUAUUUUUGCGUGUGUAUAAAGUGUAACUAUGAGAGGUUUACUGUGUAUAUAAUGUACAUUGUGCAUCGGAUGGGAAUAUAUACCCACUAUAUAGGUACGUACGUACAUACAGAUUUGAUUUGCAAAUGUUCAUAUCCCAUCUGUUUUAUAUCAUGUUAAAUAAACAUCGGAGUUUCUAA